Molecule: messenger RNA, 3568 nt
Organism: Vitrella brassicaformis
Lineage: Eukaryota; Vitrellaceae
Source: the annotation of a GenBank genome assembly
AUGGCUUCCCCCGUCCCUCGCCUGUUGAUCAGGGCGAGGGACCUGACUGUGGGUGACAAGAAGCUUGGUGCGCUCACGACCAACUGCUGGCCCGAUGUCAUCGAUUGGGUGACCUCUGUGUACCUCUGCAUGUGUGUCUGUGUCAGGGGUUGGAGCAUUCGGUAUAGUGUACCAGGGCAAGUGGAAUGGUCUGGACGUGGCUGUAAAGAUCACAAAGAUGGAGAAAUUGAGGGAGGCCUCCCCACUUACCGGGGAGGAGCUUACCGACAGCGUGAGCAUCGCAGGGCGUGUCAAAUCAUGUGGCACACAGGCAUCAUGUGAUGCAGGAGCUGAUGGCUGGGGCGAUGGAGGAUGUUCUGUCCGAGGCUCAGGAGAUGCUUUACCUGCGACACCCCAACAUAGUGCAGUUCCUCGGUGUCUGCACGGACGCCAAGCACGGCCUCAUGAUCGUCUCAGGUCACCUCGGUUCAUUCAUCUGCUUCCUGACUGUGUGUCGCGUGUCCACAAUUCUCAGAGUUGUGUAAGGGCGGAUCGCUGGACAAAUAUUUGGCCAAGAACAGACCACUGCCGCCCGACGUGCGAGACAGAUUCGUGAGAGAGGUACAGCACAGCAGACAGCGUCACAUCUAGAUUUGUGUGUCGAUUGCCGUCAGAUAUGUGAGGGGGUGCAGUAUCUGCACGACCACGACAUCGUGCAUCGAGCCUUGAAGCCGGGCAAUAUUCUCGUAAGGGCAGACAACCUUCACCUCUCGGUCGAUGGCUGCAGCAUCUUGUUGUGUCUCGUGUCUGUCAGUUGGGUGAGCGUCUGGUGAUCAAGAUAAGUGACUUCGGCAUGACGCGGAAUGUUCAAGUGACGUUGAGCUCUUCUGCAGGUAGCAAGAGACAUGGGAUGGCGGAAUGCGGUGAGCGAGGUGCGUCUGUGUGUGUUGGUGCAUCCGUCCCUGGACUGCAGGCGGCAUUAAGGGAACCCCCAAUUGAAUGUCGCCUGAAUCAUUGGAUCCAGACAACUGUGAGUGCAAGAAAAGACGGUCGCCUUGGGAACUUGAAUCAUCGCCGGUGUGUGCAGUGGGGAAGCCCUCUAUGGAGGCGGACAUAUGGGCGGUUGGAUGCAUUAUCGCGCAGCUGUUUGGCGGUCAGCAGAUGCACUUUCAGUCAGAGACAGUAGCCUUCACUUGUAAUGUUCAGGCGGGCCUCCCUUUGAGGGCCAAGCACCUCUCAUCAUCAUCACCGCCGUUGUCGUCCGAAAGCAGGUGACCUGCCACGUUGACACAUGUUCACAGAUCCUCUGAAGUUCUCUUUCUGCCUACUUCUGUCAGACCCCCCGCAUCCCCGAUUCCCUGCCUGAGCACAUCAAGAGUGCCAUCAAGGUAAACCGAGAGCCCUUCUCGUGUGCUGCAUUUCCCUUCCGAUUGUGACGGUGAUCAGAGUUGUUUUGCCUUCAAGCCGGAAGAUCGCCCCACAGCCAAAGAGGUACCUGACACGCACCACUGGACAAACGCGUCGGCAUGUCGUAUCUGCUUGCCUGACUGUGGUAGUUGUUGGCCAAGCUGGGCAUUCCGGCGAGUCCGUCAAAGGGCGCAGGUCCACUGACGCUCCACUUUGACACGAGAAAGCCCCCAUUUGACUGCUUGACUGUGUGCAGACCCGGUGUUGGUUCCCCCUUCCCCUGUGUCUCCCGUUGACGUGCCUUCCGCUGGCGCUCCACCGAGUGUUCACACGAGCAUGGCCAGCACAGUGCCGGGGCCGCCGAGUACGGUCCAUCCAGCACAGGUCGGACUUGUGGUUGCGGAAGAGCAGACAGGUCGGUGUGGAAGGCACGAAGACAACACAUGGAGAGACAUACGACUGGUUAUCCAUGGUUUGUGUGUUGCAGCGCCCCCAGCCCAGCAGCCGUCAGUGAAGACACCGCCGAGCACCCCACAGCCGCAGAUCAAACACGUAAGGGACACAGCAGCUGAACCCCACAUGUCAACUGGCCGCUUUUCUCUGCUGGAUGUGUGGCAGGCUGACCUUUUCAGGGCCGCCGUGUUUGGCGAUGAGCAGUCGGUUCAUUUGCUCAUCGAGCGAGAGGGCAAGGAUAUACUCGACAAACGAGACGAGCUCAUCUUCAAGGCAUGCAAUCGUGACGACGAGAGAAAUACACUCAGUGGUCUGUCUGUGUGGUCUCGUUCUCGCACGCAGUUGACACCCUUCCUUUGGGCUGCCAACAAGGGUCACGUGGGCGUCAUGUCGGUCAUGUAUGAGAGCAAACCUGACGUACUGCAGCAAACAGAACAGGUACCGACCGACGUAGACAAACCACCCUGUGUGCGGCUGGUGAUGAUGAGGAGAUGUGUGUUGAGUGUGAUGGAAUGCAGUUUGGUAACACCGUCAUGCACUUAGCUGUCAACAGGGGCCAUGUCGCGAUGGUCAAUAAGUUGCUGGAGUGGGAUCCCAAACUGAUCGACGCACGCACCCCGGUAACAGAGCACACACAUGUCUCUCAAGCCUCUUCAUGCCGAUUGUGUGUGUGUGUGUGUGUGUUGAUUGCAGUCUGGCGAGACGCCAUUUAUGGAGGCUGCCAGAGAUGGUCAUGUCGAUGUGUUGGAGGCCCUGUAUGACAAACGAAAGGACCUGGUCACACAGAAAAACAUCGUGAGACACAGAAUGCCUCCCGCCUCAUCUGAUUGAUUGCCUUUCUUUGUGUGCAUGACACACACAGCUCGGCGAGACGGCGCUGCAUGAGGCUGCAGGCCAUGAUGAAAUUGAAGUGAUGAAGUUUCUGUACGAGAUGAACGGGUCCAUCCUGCAGCAAACAGGCCGGGUACCAACCUAAGCAUCUUCUGUGCUGCUGGUCAUGGUGAGAAGAUGUGUGUUGGCUGUGAUGGAAUGCAGAAUGGUAACACUGCCCUGCACUCGGCUUGCUGGGGUGGCCAUCUUGUGGCCGUCAAUAAGCUGCUGGCGUGGGAUCCCAAACUGAUCGAUGCACGCGACAAGGUAACAGAGCACACACAUGUCUCUGACACCUCAGCGUGUCGAUUGUGUGUGUGUUUUGAUUGCAGAAGGGCAGGACGCCAUUCAUGCAGGCUGCCAUAGGUGGUAACGUUGCUGUGUUGAAGGUUCUGUAUGCCAAACGAGGAACAAAGCUACUCACAGAGAUGGACAACGUGAGACAACACAGUCUUCUCUCACUGCUUGAUUGCCUUUCACUGUGUGCAUGACACACAAAGGACGGAAAAACGGCACUCCAUUUGGCUGCAAUCUGUGGCAACUCUGCGGCUGUGUCUCAGCUGUGAGCGACACACAUGAAUGACUGACGCGAAUGUCUCAUCCCCACUCUCUCUCUCUCUCUCUGUGUGUGUGUCAUUCUCAAAGGCUCAAGUGGGGCGGCGGUGCGCUGUUGGACAUCAAAAACAACUAUGUGAGUGCACACAGACAUUCACACCAUCGAUGGGCUGAGUGGUGUGCUCAUCUCAUCUCAUGACAACAGGGGGAGACGCCCUGGGACAAUGCAGAGGACGAGCCAGAGACCAGAAAGAUCAUGGAGAAGUACAAGCGCGCGUGUGGGCCUUGCUGUGUGAUCAUGUGA